Messenger RNA from Striga asiatica, 1512 nucleotides. The record is from the annotation of a GenBank genome assembly. Lineage: Eukaryota; Viridiplantae; Streptophyta; Magnoliopsida; Lamiales; Orobanchaceae.
GCCCAUUGAAUUCCGGCCCCUGACCUGAGAUUGCGAUGGCAAAUACAGAUUACUCCACUUUUCUUCAUUUUCAACCUCUAAUAACUUGCUAUGUCUCUCCGAUUUUCAACUCCUUGUGUUAAUUCAAGGAUUUGUAGUUUCAUUCCCUUUGAUCAAACCCUAGGAUCUUCAAGCACGAUCCCAAUCACGCGCGAGGAGCCAGUUUGGUUGUGCAGAAUCACAGCGAUACGCAGAUAGUUAUAGUCGCUACGCACAUAUAUACAGAUAUAUAGAAAGAGGAGAGAGACUGGAUGAAGUGAAGCAAGAAUGGGAGCAGCGGGUUCGAAGCUGGAGAAAGCGCUGGGAGACCAAUUUCCUGAAGGCGAGCGGUAUUUUGGGCUGGAGAAUUUCGGCAACACUUGCUACUGCAAUAGCGUGCUUCAGGCGCUUUAUUUCUGUGUUCCAUUUCGUGAGCAGCUGCUGGAAUAUUAUUCCAAUAAUAAAACUCCUGCCGAUGCAGAAGAAAAUCUCUUAACAUGCCUAGCAGACUUGUUUUUGCAGAUAAGCUCACAAAAGAAAAAAACUGGUGUAAUUGCUCCAAAGCGCUUCGUACAGCGGCUGAAGAAGCAAAAUGAAAUCUUUCGCAGUUACAUGCACCAGGAUGCCCAUGAAUUCCUAAACUAUUUGCUUAAUGAAUUGGUUGACAUACUCGAGAAAGAGGCUCGAGCUACUAAGAGUGAUCAAGAAGCUCCCCAUAAGAUUGCAAACGGGCCGACUAAUAUAUCUUCCAACAGUCCUCAAAAGGAACCCGUGAUCACCUGGGUGCACAAGAAUUUUCAGGGUAUAUUGACAAACGAAACAAGGUGCUUAUGUUGCGAGACAGUUACUGCAAGGGAUGAAACAUUUCUCGACUUAAGCCUUGAUAUAGAACAGAACAGUUCAAUCACAAGCUGCCUGAAAAAUUUCAGCUCCACCGAAACUUUAAAUGCUGAAGACAAAUUCUUUUGCGACAAAUGCUGCAGCUUACAAGAAGCUCAAAAGAGAAUGAAAAUCAAAAGGCCUCCCCAAAUCUUGGUCAUCCAUCUGAAGAGGUUCAAGUACAUCGAGCAAUUGGGUCGGUACAAAAAGCUGUCUUACCGAGUCGUUUUCCCAAUCGAGCUAAAGCUCAGCAACACAGUUGAAGAUGCAGAUGCCGAAUAUUCUUUAUUUGCAGUGGUGGUUCAUGUCGGAAGUGGGCCCAACCACGGGCACUAUGUUAGUCUUGUGAAGAGCCACAAUCACUGGCUGUUCUUUGACGAUGAGAAUGUGGAGAUGAUAGAUGAGUCGGCAGUCCAGACAUUUUUUGGGUCGGCCCAAGAAUACUCGAGCAAUACGGAUCAUGGGUACAUCCUGUUUUACGAGAGGCUCGUGUGAUAUAUUUCUCAAAAAAUGCGCACGAGCCUUUGGUUUCCAAUUUUGACUGUAUUGCGUUAUUUUUUUUUCUUUUUUGGUUAAAAAAAAUGGUUUUUCUUGAUUUUCGCCUUUUUUUUUUUU